This is a messenger RNA of Odobenus rosmarus divergens (Pacific walrus), 4560 nucleotides long. It is a transcript of the gene LMTK2, whose product is annotated as lemur tyrosine kinase 2. Bases 1 to 4518 code for a protein of 1505 amino acids. NCBI's taxonomy places the organism in Eukaryota, Metazoa, Chordata, Mammalia, Carnivora, Odobenidae. The record is from RefSeq and is a predicted model, not a curated record. Gene Ontology annotation, molecular function: ATP binding; protein kinase activity. Gene Ontology annotation, biological process: protein phosphorylation. The transcript has 14 exons.
AUGCCGGGGCCGCCGGCUUUGCCGCUGCUGCUGUUGCUCCUGGCCACGGGCAGUGCGGGUGCCGCGCCACUUCCGCAAACAGGUGCAGGUGAGCGGGCACCUGCUGCAGAAGUCUCAUCUUUUGUGAUCCUGUCUGUGUGCAGUUUACUGGUAUUAAUAGUGUUAAUUGCAAACUGUGUAUCCUGCUGUAAGGACCCAGAAAUAGACUUCAAGGAAUUUGAAGAUAAUUUUGACGAUGAGAUAGAUUUCACACCACCAGCAGAAGAUACCCCCUCUGUUCAGUCCCCGGCAGAAGUUUUCACACUUUCAGUACCAAAUAUCUCACUACCAGCUCCAUCCCAGCUCCAGCCUUCUGUAGAAGGUUUGAAGUCUCAAGUUGCCCGCCACAGUCUAAACUACAUCCAGGAAAUUGGAAAUGGCUGGUUUGGAAAGGUCCUCCUUGGAGAGAUUUACACGGGCACUAGCGUAGCAAGAGUAAUAGUGAAGGAAUUAAAAGCAAGUGCAAGCCCAAAGGAACAAGAUACCUUUUUGAAAAAUGGAGAACCUUACUAUAUUCUUCAGCAUCCAAAUAUUCUUCAGUGUGUUGGACAAUGUGUAGAAGCAAUUCCCUAUCUUCUGGUGUUUGAGUUCUGUGACUUGGGUGACCUAAAAGCUUACCUGCGCAACGAGCAAGAGCACAUGAGGGGGGACUCGCAGACCAUGCUGCUGCAGCGGAUGGCCUGCGAGAUUGCAGCGGGCCUGGCUGCCAUGCACAAGCUGCACUUCCUGCACAGUGACUUAGCCUUGCGGAACUGUUUUCUUACCUCGGACCUGAAUGUGAAAGUGGGAGAUUAUGGAAUAGGAUUCAGCAGGUACAAGGAGGAUUAUAUUGAAACAGAUGAUAAAAAAAUUUUCCCUCUGCGAUGGACUGCUCCAGAAUUAGUAACCAGCUUUCAAGACAGACUACUAACUGCAGAUCAAACGAAGUAUAGUAAUAUCUGGUCCCUGGGUGUGACACUUUGGGAGCUUUUUGAUAAUGCUGCUCAGCCUUAUUCCAGCCUUUCCAACUUAGAUGUUCUCAAUCAGGUGAUUCGAGAGAGAGACACAAAGCUCCCUAAGCCUCAGCUGGAGCAGCCUUAUUCUGAUAGAUGGUAUGAAGUUUUGCAAUUUUGCUGGCUGUCGCCAGACAAGAGACCAGCAGCCGAGGAUGUGCAUAGAUUGCUCACCUACCUGCGGAUGCAAAGCCAAAGGGACUCAGAAGUUGACUUUGAACAACAGUGGAAUGCUCUUAAACCAAAUACAAAUAGCAGAGACACUUCAAGUAAUGCUGCCUUCCCAAUUCUCGACCAUUUUGCCAGGGAUCGGCUUGGUCGCGAGAUGGAGGAGGUCCUCACCGUGACUGAGACCAGCCAGGGCCUGAGCUUUGAGUAUGUCUGGGAGGCGGCUAAGCAUGACCACUUUGACGAACACAGUCGGGGUGCCCCAGACGAAGCCUUGUCCUACACAAGCAUCUUUUUUCCAGUUGAAGUUUUUGAGAGUUCACUUUCAGAUCCCGGGCCAGGGAAACAAGACGACAGUGGCCAGGAUGUCCCCCGUGGGGCCCCUGGAGUGGUUCCUGUUUUUGAUGCCCACAACCUUUCUGUUGGAAGCGACUAUUACAUCCAGUUGGAAGAAAAAAGCGGUAGCAACUUGGAGCUCGAUUACCCGCCCGCACUGCUCACAACCGAGAUGGAUAACCCAGAGAAGAUAAGUGAUGAGACGUCCCAGUUUCUGACACUCAAGAAUCUUGAAUUUGAGGAGUCCAGUACAGAUGAGGAUUUCUUCCAAAGCAGUACAGACCCCAAAGAUUCCAGCAUCCCCGAGGACGUCCAUGUUCCCAGGGGCCCUGAGAGCCCCUUCAACAGUAUAUUUAAUGAUCUGGACAAAUCAGAUGGUCUGCCCAGUCACCAAAAAAUAUUUGACUUAAUGGAACUAAACGGAGUUCAAACAGACCUGAAGCCGACCACUUUAAGUUCAAGUCUGGAUGCCUCCAGAGAGUCCAUAACAACAUGCCACUUUGAGAAAGAAAAGCCCCGUAAGCUUUUUGACUGUGAGCCUCUUUGCUUAUCAGAAAACCUUUUGCACCAGGAUAAUUUUGAUCCACUGACUGUUCAAGAAUUGUCAGAAAACUUUUUAUUUCUUCAAGAGAAAAACUUACUAAAAGACUCAUUGUCUAGCAAAGAACAUGUAAAUGAUCUUCAAACAGAACUUAAAAACGCUGGCUUCACUGAAACAAUGUUAGAAACUCCACGUAGAAAUUCUUUAGAUCCUGAGGUUAAGUUUGCUGAAAAUAAACCAGGCUUUUCUUUGUUGCAGGAAAACGUAAGCGCAAAAGGUAAAGACACAGGUGUCGUGUUCAAGGACAACACUUUGAAUACCUCAUCACAGUCUUCCCCAGAAGUGCAGGUACCUCCUACCUCUCUCGAAACAGAAGGAACACCUCAUCAUGUACCUCCAGAUAUGUUCCUGAAGCAGGGAGAACCCACAUGUUCAGAUGUCAGUGUCCAUGAAGACCGUCUCUGCCAAGAAAUCAGUCCAGACUCUGUGGCCGUCACAGUUGUAAUCCCCUCAACUGAUGCCAAAGCACACAGCAUUGGCGACAGGUCCCAUGACUUGACCCACCAAAGUCCAGAGGCCUUGAGACUGACCAAAAGUGACUCAGUUCUUGUUGAUGACCUUUUUGCCAAUAAGGUGAGUAUAGGAAAUAAUCUUCCAGAAUUGAGACAGAACUUACAAAACCAGCCCCUUUCAGAAGACCAUCACAGCAAUAGUCUGCUGGAGAAAAACGUGGAAGCUGUGGAGACUUUGAGUCAGCUGCAUUGUAAAGAUGCUACAAAAGAGGGGGGCUUGGUGUCCGUCCUCUCCUCGGACUCAACCAGUCAAGACAGCCUUUUAGAAGACAGCUUGUCAACACCCAUUCCGACUUCAGAACAGUCUGUGGAGACCCCAGACUCUCUGGAUUCAGUGGAUGUCCAUGAAGUUUUAUUGGGUUCGUUAGGCUCUCACACGCCUCAGAAACUCCUGCCCCCCGAUAAGCCUGCAGACAGUGGCUACGAGACUGAAAACUUGGAGUCCCCUGAAUGGACUCUGCACCCUGCUUCUGACGGCGCCGCAGCCUCAGAGACGGCCACAGCAGGUGACAGCGGUCAUAGCAGUUUGCCUCCCAACCCGGUCAUCGUCAUCUCAGACGCAGCCGAUGGGCACAGAGGUACAGAAGUGACCUCACAGACAUUUGCACCUGGCCCUCAGAGCUCAUACCGAGACUCUGCUUACUUCUCAGAUAAUGACUCUGAGCCGGAUAAGAAGUCCGAGGGGGUCCCAGGACCCUCAGCUUCAGCCUUGGAAUUGGUAACGGAUCAGCCCCUGCCAGAGCCAGUCAUUCCAGAGCAAAGUCCUGGCACCAGGGACGGUUGCCGGGAAACCAAACAUGGCCAGCCAGACCAAAGUUGUCUACCUGUGUCGCAAGAUUCCAGUCACCUGGAGUUGAGAGAAACGUUGGAACCGGCACCAGCUGAUGUUUCCAAGCAGACACCUCCUCCUGAAGACGAGGCUGGCAGUCCCUUGAGUUUGUUGAAUUCCGAGCUAAGCAGCUGUGAUGACUUCGAGGCACAAGAGGAGCGCCCCUGCACGCUCACCUCCACUGGCACCAACACCAACGAGCUCCUCGCCUUUGCAAAUGCCACCCUCUGUUCCAGCAGCGUGUCAGACCUGACGGUGGAGAAGACCCUGUGUGGCCACGCUGAGGGCCACAAGUUGAAAGAGCCAGAUAUCGAAGGGAAAUACCUGGGGAAACUUGGUGUGUCGGGCAUGCUUGACCUCUCUGAGGACGGCAUUGAGGCGGACGAGGAAGACGAAAACAGUGACGACUCCGACGAGGACCUGCGGGCGUUCAACCUGCACAGCCUCAGCUCUGAGUCGGAGGAUGAGACCGAGCAUCCCGUGCCUGUGAUCCUCAGCAACGAGGAUGGAAAGCACCUCCGGAGCCUGUUGAAACCCUCAACCGCCGUUGCCAUUGAUCAGCUCCCCGAUGACUGGAAAAAAGAAAAGAAGGCGGUGACGUUUUUUGACGAUGUCACAGUCUAUCUGUUUGACCAGGAGACCCCAACCAAAGAGCUGGGGCACUGUGGAGGAGAUGCACGUGGCCCUGAGUUGAACAGCCCGGCACCUUCUUCAGGCUCUCCCUACCUGAGCAGGUGCAUAAAUUCGGAAAGCUCAACUGAUGAAGAAGGUGGAGGCUUUGAAUGGGAUGAUGACUUCUCCCCCGACCCUUUUAUGCCGAAGACAACAAGUAACCUUCUUAGUUCUAAGCCUUCUCUUCAGACAUCCAAGUACUUCUCGCCGCCUCCGCCGCCCCGGAGUGCGGAACAGAGCUGGCCUCACACACCGCCGUAUUCCAGAUUCUCCAUCUCUCCUGCCAACAUCGCCAGCUUUUCUCUCACACACCUUACUGACUCGGACAUCGAACAAGGAGGAAGCAGUGAAGACGGAGAAAAGGAUUAGGUGGACACGGAUGUGCUCCCGGGUCCCAGGCUGCUCCCCCAG